CGUCGCGUUAACUGACAGUUUUGCAGUUUGACUUUUAAAAAGUAAUUAAAAUAUUUAUUGCGCUGUGAAAUUGAAAUCAGAAGCAUCAGGUAUUUACUAAGUGAAUUUUUCUACAUUUUUCAUAACACGUGCUUUUUGACACACCGAUAUCGCUUUUGGAUUUGUUUAUAUUUUUAUAUCAUCGCGCUUAGACGUCGUUUCGUCUUACCAUGAACGUCCUUCUGAAGGAAUUGACUCAAUUCUUGAGUAAAACGGCCCGGUUGGACCUGAAAGCCGUUUCAUUGACGCACAUUCUUGGGCUGACAGGAACAAAAGCAGGUAUAGAGCUAAUAGGUCAGAAUUUAAAGCUUCUGGGAAACGUCGUGGCGCUUGUUGACGAUGACUCGGACGUGAUACGGAAGGACGCCGUUUUGGCAUUGGUCAACAUUUCUGCCGAAGAAUCGGGAGCUGAGGUGCUUGUUAACAAAUUUUUAGCUCAACUGGUACCCAAGGCGUACGCUAGCAUUUUGGAUGAGACCUCAAAGCUGUCUGAUCCCUGGAGUAUGCUUUUGUGUAACUUAAGUCGGCCGGAACAGUUCGUCGAAGCUGUCCUGGAAGAGCUACACAAAAUAGAACAUUCCAUAGACAAACUUACAACCUGCUUUACACGGGUCAAUUACAACCAGGCGAAGGGACACCUCAACUACUUGGGACCUCUGUUCAGCAAUCUAUCUCAAUGCAGAGCAGGACGGGAAAUAUUCUGCAACCGAACGACUGGCCUUUUGGUGCGAAUUCUGCCCUUUGUGCAUCACGAGGGCAGUAUCGUCCGCAGAGGAGGGGCCGUUGGUCUUUUGAAAAACAUUUGCUUCGAUUCGAACGUUCAUCAGUGGCUGCUGGAUGACGGGAUCGACGUACUUCCGUUUAUUCUUCUUCCUUUGGCCGGGCCGGAAGAAUUCGACGAUGAGAUCAACGAUAAGCUGCCAGUUGAGCUACAAUAUUUGGGUCCGGAUAAAAAACGUGAAGAGGAUCCGGAUAUAAGGAAGAUGCUGCUGGAAUCGCUGGCUCAGUUGUGUGCCACCAAAAAAGGUCGAGAGCAUUUGCGGGGUCGAGGGACCUACGAAGUCCUGAGAGAAUUGCACAAAUUCGAAUGUGGGAGUGAAGGUGACCCGAGGGUCUUAGUGGCUUGCGAAAACGUUGUUGAUAUUCUCAUAAGAACGGAAGACGAAAUUGGAGAAGACAAUUUGAAAACUCUAGAGAUUCCCGAGGAUAUGAAGCAAAAAAUUGAAGACUUAAACGACAAUAAAUAAAUUGAUUUAUUUUAUUUUUCAAUUAACGAUCAGUUCUUCCAAUAAAUUUUUAAGUCUUAC
This is a messenger RNA of Uranotaenia lowii, 1346 nucleotides long. Its product is annotated as protein HGH1 homolog. The record is from RefSeq and is a predicted model, not a curated record. The coding region runs from base 210 to 1286 and encodes 358 amino acids. Lineage: Eukaryota; Metazoa; Arthropoda; Insecta; Diptera; Culicidae. The transcript has 4 exons.